Molecule: messenger RNA, 606 nt
Organism: Argentina anserina (silverweed cinquefoil)
Lineage: Eukaryota; Viridiplantae; Streptophyta; Magnoliopsida; Rosales; Rosaceae
Exons: 5
Source: RefSeq, a predicted model, not a curated record
AUGGAUUCUUCAUCAUCGUCUUCAUCUUCACCUCAUCGCUCUCGCGGCGGCAGUAACAGCGAAGAUAGGCCGUGAUUCUUCAACACAAAAGCAAAGAGCAAGGGCUGGUCGAACGCCGCAAUAGUGCCAGGUCGACACCCUUAGAGGUGGCGCAAAGACGGCGCCGGCAACGUUGUCUGUAAGCGCUUCUGCAAUUGCCAGGGCUGCCUCUGCUUCGAGUAUGAUCACAUCCUCCCCUACUCCAAGGGUGGUGAAUCUGUAGCCGAAAAUUGCUAGAUUCUUCAAACAAGAGUAGUGAACAUAUUCAAAUCUAACAAAGAGGGGGUCGACGAGAAUGAAUUGAAAGGGUACUCUUGUGAUGUCAAGUUUACAGAUAAGGAGCUUGACAUAAUUGAAAUGGCUUUUUAUGGGGAUGUGAUCCGGCCAGGAAACCAGUGCCGAUGCAGAACUGUAGCUGAGAUGCUUGGUCAGGUCAAGUCAAAAGACAAAACUGCUGCUUGCAAGUUGCCGCAUGGCAAUGAGGCCCUAUAGCAAAUAAGACGUUCUGGAUGGUAAGGUAAAUAAUUUUAGGCCUUGAUAUCCAGAAACUAAAUAUGGAACUAUAAA